AUGGAGUCAAACAUUGGGAUUGAAUCGAAUACUAACCAUGAAUUAAGGGAGUAUUCACAUGAUGAUCGAGAACGGCCACCCAAUGAGAUUUGGUUUUAUAAUCGAGGAGAAGCUUAUUUUGAGUUAUCUAAUUUUGCAGAGGGAUUUCCAAUAUUGGCAUAUCUUCCAAUAUCAUCGACAAACAAAGCGAUGAUAGAUAGCACAUGUCAAGACAAGUGGCCUACGAGUGAGCACCUCUUCCAAGCAAUGAAGUUCCGAGAAACUCGACCUGACAUUGCAGAAAAAAUUAGGCACUGUAGUUCAGCGCGCGACGCGUUGAAUCUGUCUCGUCUCCAUCCAGAAUUCAUAGAUCCCACGUGGCAUGAAACGAAAUUAGAAGUUAUGGAAUGGGUGGUGAAACAGAAAUUUACUCAACACAAGGUACUUGCAGACAUUUUGCUGGCUACUGGCGACAAAAUUCUCGUUGAGCACACACAGUUUGACAAGUUCUGGGGCGAUGGCGGAAAUGGCCAGGGAAAUAAUCAUUUGGGGAAGGUACUGAUGAGAGUCAGGUCGUCUAUCAGAGAGGCACGAAUGUAA
This is a messenger RNA of Paraglomus brasilianum, 579 nucleotides long. The record is from the annotation of a GenBank genome assembly. NCBI's taxonomy places the organism in Eukaryota, Fungi, Glomeromycota, Glomeromycetes, Paraglomerales, Paraglomeraceae.